AUGGGCUACAUCUCCAACAAAAAUCUCAUCAACUUUUUGCCCCUUCCUACUACUCAACCUCAUCUUCUUCUAACACAAUGCGAUAUUACUGGCAACGAUCAUCAUCAGAUCAUCACCGGAUCAUCAUCGGGAGAAAUUGGUGAUGAUCGGAAAAAUAACUUGCCGACGGCGGCGACGUCGAGAUGGAAUCCGACGCCGGAGCAGAUCACGACGUUGGAAGAGGUUUACAGAAGCGGAACACGGACGCCGACUACGGAACAGAUCCAAAAGAUAGCAUCUAAGCUCCGUAAAUAUGGCAGAAUCGAGGGCAAAAACGUUUUCUACUGGUUUCAGAAUCACAAGGCUAGAGAAAGACUGAAAAGACGCCGUUGUGAAGGAGAUGAUGAUAUUAACAACGUUAGAGAACCUCAUCAUCACGUCAAGGAUUCAUCAUCAGGUGGUUCUCGAGUUGAUCAUACAAAGAGCUGCCCAUCUUUUCCACACACAAACCCACAACCACAGGAUGAAUUAGCACCGGCGAAUUGCAAUAAAGCCAACAAUGAAGAGCAUGGGACGACAAGAGACUCUGAAAGGGCAUCGGAGGAUGGUAAAGACACCAUGUGGAGAAAUCUUGUUACUUCGUCGGUAACUCAAAAACCACGAGAGAUUAAUAUCGACGAAAAUGUCAACGGAGAAGUAGAAGAAGAAACGAGGGAGAUCACAACUUUAAAUCUCUUCCCGGUUAUGGAGAACCAAGAGAUAACCGAUCGGUUUACAGAGAAGAAAGAAAGAAAAGCAAACCAAGUGUAUUGCAACUUUUGUUGCUACUAUGAGUUCAUGCCUCAUAGGUAA
This is a messenger RNA of Eutrema salsugineum, 831 nucleotides long. RefSeq names its product WUSCHEL-related homeobox 6. Gene Ontology annotation, molecular function: DNA binding; DNA-binding transcription factor activity. The record is from RefSeq and is a predicted model, not a curated record. The coding region runs from base 1 to 831 and encodes 276 amino acids. Lineage: Eukaryota; Viridiplantae; Streptophyta; Magnoliopsida; Brassicales; Brassicaceae. Gene Ontology annotation, biological process: plant organ development. The transcript is spliced from 4 exons.